Miniopterus natalensis is the source of this 991-nucleotide messenger RNA. It is a transcript of the gene IGSF23, whose product is annotated as immunoglobulin superfamily member 23. NCBI's taxonomy places the organism in Eukaryota, Metazoa, Chordata, Mammalia, Chiroptera, Miniopteridae. The record is from RefSeq and is a predicted model, not a curated record.
CCCUGGACAGGACGCAACAUGAAGCGUCCCCUGACUGCUGGCUCUGUCCACAGCCCUGCCUGGACCAGACUGCUUCUAACAGGCACCCUACUUGCAUCCUGCAUCUGCUCUGCCUCCUCCGAGCUGCCCUCCUCUGUGCCUCUGGACUUCUUGCACGAAGGAGCCAGUCCUCACCUUGCUGUCCCCAGCAAACUUGAUGGCAUUCUCUCCACUUCUUGGUUCCGAGAGCAUGAGGCCCAGCCAGAAGCCAUGGUCUCUCCUAAGGGCCUCCCAGGGCCUGAUCACACUGGCCGGGAGAUGCUGGGUGCCCAAGGCAGCCUGGUCGCCAGAAAUGUGACAGCUCAAGACUCGGGUAGCUACACUGUGGUGCUGGAAAACAGCAGGAGACACAGGAGUGUGACAGAGCAUAAACAUGUCAAGGCCAACAUCAGGGCAGUGUGGGUCACGGCAUACCCGACGGCUACCCAGGGCGUCAUCCAGAGUGAACUCAACUACUCGGUGGUCCUGCAGUGUCUGGCCCCGAUCUCCCCCACACCUGUGCUGUACUGGAUCUUCAACGGGAAACCCCGUGGGACCGGGGAGAAGCUGAUCAUUCGGCGGUUGUCCAGGGAGGACUUGGGCACUUAUAUGUGUGUGGCCAAGAGCAGCGAGAAUCAGGAGUCCUCCAACUCUGUGGCCAUUUCACUGCCAGAAACCAACGUGGAUUCCACAGAUGAGUUCAUGGAGCCGGACCCCAGUCUCAUUGUGUCAGGAGGAUCUGCCAUCGCCCUCCUCCUGGUUGGAAGUGUGGGGUUGGUGAUACUGGUGGGAGGCAUUUGCUUCUCCGUCACCCAGGCCCAAAGGACUGACAGACGAAGAAUACGAACAUGCUGCUGAAGUGUCAGUACCUGCCUGUCAGCCCGAGAGAUGGCUGCUCAAUGCUUCUCCAUCCACAUGGAGAAAGAUACCAUCCCAUAGCUUCUGCAUCUGUAAUACUGCUGUUUAAAGGAAC